Messenger RNA from Cheilinus undulatus (humphead wrasse), 2160 nucleotides. Its product is annotated as neuropeptide Y receptor type 4-2-like. The record is from RefSeq and is a predicted model, not a curated record. The transcript has 2 exons. Gene Ontology annotation, biological process: G protein-coupled receptor signaling pathway. Gene Ontology annotation, cellular component: neuron projection; plasma membrane. Bases 200 to 1540 code for a protein of 446 amino acids. Lineage: Eukaryota; Metazoa; Chordata; Actinopteri; Labriformes; Labridae. Gene Ontology annotation, molecular function: neuropeptide binding; neuropeptide Y receptor activity.
GAAACAUUCUGGUUGUUGUGAUGUUCAGCUCUUUUCUUCAACUAUCAUUGCAGCGAAGUCGAAUCUGGUCUGUCAGUUUUUUCUGUCAUCUUGGCUUCAAAGAGACACUCUGCUUGACUCGCCACCCAUAUGCAUGUUUUCACAGGGCUGGCAUGGACAGUUUGAUCCUGGAGGCUGGUGACACAGUAGUCCUGGUGAGAUGUCCUUGAGUGGCAACACAAGCCGGUCUUCUCCAGCGCUGACAGCUCUUCCUCCGCCCUUCAACACCUCCGCCACGACACAGUCGCCGCCAUGGGAGGAGGGAGGAAUCGGUCACGAGUCGGAGCAGGAGUGGCUGGAGAAUAAGACGCAGUUUAUCUCAGACCUGGCUGUUCUCGGGCACGAUGAGCUGUGCCACAUGUCGCCUCUCCUCACCGUGUGUCUGGUGGUUUUGUACAGUGUCACGAUGGUGCUAGGGCUUGUCGGGAACAUCGGCCUUAUUUGCAUCAUCACCCGUCACAGGGAGAAAGUCAAUGUCACAGGCAUUUUCAUCUGCAACCUGUCAUUCUCUGACAUCCUGGUGUGCAUCUUCUGCCUCCCCUUCACUGUCAUAUACACACUCAUGGAUCACUGGGUGUUUGGGUCUCUGUUGUGCCGCCUGGUGCCGUUCAUCCAGUGUGUUUCUGUGACUGUGUCGGUGCUGUCUCUAGUGUUCAUUGCCCUAGAAAGACAUCAGCUCAUUAUUAACCCCUCUGGAUGGAAACCAACCAUUCCCCAGGCCUAUAUAGUGAUCUUUCUGAUUUGGACUCUUGCUGGACUCACCUCCUCACCUUUCUUGGCCUUUCAGCUCCUCACAAAUGAGCCCUACACCAAUGUAGUCUUUCCCCAUCACCAAGCAUCUGCUCAGACUUAUUUUAACUCAUCUCCUUCUCCACCUGCUUUAUAUACUUUUAAAAAUGUAUCCACUUUUCCAAACUCAUACCGCACCCUCUUCUCUUAUGUCACAGCUUCUCCUCAUAUGGAGGCCUGUUUAGAACACUGGCCGUCCCAUCAGCACAGGCUCGCUUACACCACAUGGCUCCUUCUUUUCCAGUACUGUGGUCCACUCUUGUUGGUCCUGCUUUGUUAUGUUAGAGUAUUUGUGCGGCUUCGCCACCGCAAAGACAUGCUGGACCGUGCCAGGGCCCCCGAGAACCAGCGCAUGACCCACAGCCGUAGGAUCAACAUCAUGCUGGUCGCCCUCAUCACAGCCUUCGCUCUGUGCUGGCUUCCGCUCACCAUCUUCAACGUGGUGUCAGACUGGAACCAGGAGGCUCUGCCCAUCUGCCACCACAACCUGCUGUUCUCACUCUGCCACCUGCUGGCCAUGUCCUCCACCUGCAUCAAUCCCAUCAUCUACGGCUUCCUCAACUCCAACUUUAAGCAGGAGGUGAGAGAGAUGCUGCUGCACUGCCGCUGCCACCCGCUAGAAGAAGAAUCUGAGCGGUUCCCCAUGUCCACCGUGCAUAUGGAAAUGUCUCGGACGUCUGUGCCUCCGAGCUGCAGGAGCAACUCUGUUUGACUCUGAGGCUGAGGAUGAAAAGACGCUGCUGUUGUAGGAUGUAGUUGUAGCUUUGCCUGUAAAGACAGUAUGAGAUUUUGUCAUUGUUCUGAAGUGACAUGUGCAGUGAUAUGCUGGUUUGGUUAUUCCUUAAACAGCUCUGAAUUAUAUAAAGAGCAUUUUGCUGUAAAUAGUUACAAAGAAUUUGUCAUAAGUUAACUCAAAUACACAGUUUGCUUUACUUGAAAGGACUAAAUGUAGCUUUUUGCAACAUGGAACUGACAUAAUUCACCAUCUUAUACAGAACUAAAAAGAAAUUAUGUAGUUUCUGCCCCCAUUAGACAUUGAACUUUGACUUUUAAGAGUUGCUGCAAAUUAAAGCUGUUAAAGCAUUCACUGAAAAAAGAAUUUCAAACACAAGUUAUAUUAUAUCUUCAAGCAGCUCCACAUUAGAAGUGUUGGAAAUGCCUUUUCACAAUGCAUGUUGCCGUAACGAAGUGCAACCAUCAUCACAGCUUAAGACAUUUCUGUUUAUGAAAUUUUAGCCCGGAGCAGUUUUAAUUCAAAGAUCCAGGCCAAAGACCAACGUCAGGCUUUUCUCCAUCUGGCUAAAAGCAACCAAAAUGGGUGAACGAAAUAAA